AUGACACGUCCCGGUGUUGGCAGAGAUCGGAUUCGCACCGACGGACUCCGCACGCUGAACAUCGCGCAGCUCACGUUCCACAUGCCCGACGAACCCCAGCAGGUCGUUUCUUCCACGCUCACACCAGUGCGCCUGCAGUAUGUAUUCCGUGUUCCGUGUUCUUCCCGGAUUCUUUUUCUGGGUCCAGAAUCGGAUCGACCGAAAACAAGAACUCCAACGCUACACCAAGCCGUCACCAUGAACACGUUGGAGAAGGUCAUCGGGUGCUACAACCGUCAACUUGUCUCCAUGUUCUUCGAUGCGUCGCGCCUACGGCCACUGGCGGUGCUCUCCUCAACGCGCGAGCACGACUUCUUGCGCCCCAUCGGGCUUCCUUCCACUCUGCACACCAUGGAACGGCUGCGCGAGCUGGAGGUACAAACCAACUGGAAGGUAUCCUUCAAGUCGCUGCUACGGUUCCUAAGAUGCACUCCCAACCUCCGAACGCUCCUUAUCUCCAACCACAACCGCCACCGAUUCGUUCUGCACGAGAGCCUGGAAAACACGGAGUUCGUCGAGCUGCCUCUCGUAAGGGAGGUCUCCAUCCGCGGCUAUCUCUCCCAAGCGGUGGACGAUCUUCUCUCCAAGCUCGUCAUAUCCCCCCAUGCAUGUAUCCACGUCUCCUUCCCGCACACUCGUUCGACAAUCAUCGCACCGCUGCGCGCCAGGCUCUUCCGCGCCACCGACGCGACCAAUCACGCGUGUAUCGCCUACGCCGUGACCCCGCUGCUCGUCGGCGGAGUGAACCACAAACGGUAUACAUUUCAAGUUUCUGAUUUCGACAAGCGCGUCCAGGUGCUCUGGGAAUGGACGCAAGCCGCCGACCAGUCCGCCGACCUCGACUCCGAUUGGCUCGUCCCCGACACGCUGGGCGGUGUGCGCCACAUGACAAUGUCCCUUGACCGCGUCAAGUUGGCGUUCCACGAGUGGUAUAACCUCUUCAAGCCUUUCCAGAACCUACGAACAGUACAACUGCAUGUCCCAGAUGCAAAUAGCGGCAGGAACUGCCUCUUCCACACCUUUGAUGUGGACGGAGGCGGCAGGCUCGCAACGAAUGGUCAAUGGCACCGGGUGGCGCUCGCAGUGAGGCUCACCGAAUUCACGGAGGGCCCGCCAGGUGACGGGUACUCAUAUUCCCCAGACGACAACAUUGACGCAAACGUCUUCAACCAGCUGUUCGGAGCUGACGAUAGGAGACCGCUGGCGGAGAAGAGGAGGGAGUUCACGUCCAAGACCGUGCGCGAGCCUAAGAGUUCGGGCACUCUGAUGCCAGUGCCGCCCUAA
Messenger RNA from Trametes versicolor FP-101664 SS1, 1323 nucleotides. RefSeq lists its product as uncharacterized. The record is from RefSeq and is a predicted model, not a curated record. The transcript is spliced from 2 exons. Bases 1 to 1323 code for a protein of 440 amino acids. NCBI's taxonomy places the organism in Eukaryota, Fungi, Basidiomycota, Agaricomycetes, Polyporales, Polyporaceae.